UAUUUUUUUUAAUUGCAGUAACAUUGAAUUAUAACAAUAUAUAGCUUUCAGAUGUACAUCGCAGAGACUGAAUUUGUAAAAUUUGGUGUAAAUACAGACUCCAUGGUAAACAAACAAACAAACAAACAAAAACCUCUAACUGGCCCACUGGAAUCAGGUGCCUAUUCUGGGUCCAAUCAAACUGUGUGACCUUCAGAGUCACCUUGCGGCAGCCCCGGACUAGCACAGUUUGCCUGUGUUCAUUAUCCAUUUUUCUUCUGUUUAUUUUCUUGUCAAGAGCUCUCUAAACAUUAAGGCUUCUAGCCAUUUACACAAAAUAAAUGUUACAAAUAUUUUUACCAAUUUACUUGCCCCCCAAACUUCGUUUUUAUACUGAAAUUCUUUCAGUGUAGUCAAAUUUUUCAAACCUUUCCCUAUGACUGCUCCAUUUGAAAUUGUGCUUAGAAAGGCCUCCCCAUUCCCAGAAUUAUAUGGUCACGUAUAUUUUCUUCCAAUUCUUUACUUUUGGUCCUGACUGACUUCUGUCUUCCGUGUAUGAUGUAAGAGACAGAUUCCUUUUUCAUAGAGCUAACAAGUUUUCGCUGUACCACUUACUCAUCUCCACCCUUUUUAAAAUCACAUCCUACAUAGGCACUUAACAUUGCUGUUGAUUUUUAUUUACUCAUUCAUUCAAUAAUUCAUUUUGGAGAUUAUAUUGCUCCCCACUCAUCAUUAGGGAAAAAGAAUUUUCCACCAAAUCCAAGAAACAUCAUUUCGGGUGUCUGAAACUAUAAACAAUUAUAGGGGGAAAGUUUUUAGCUUUUAAAUUAAGGUACUAUCACACAACUGUUUUUAGCUGACAAUAAACAUCAAAAUACCUACAAAAUUGCUUUAACUGAGCGAUGAGCCAAAUGAAGGAGGGGAGGGAGUACCGUAUGAUUUAAUUAUCUACUAAUCAAAAAGAAAAGAAAAAUAAUAGACAAGAAACUACACGAGCACUAUCAGUUGACUUCCCCAGGCUCCUUUCAGAGAACAGUUGUCCUCUUCUUUUUUUCAAAUAGUUAUUCAAAAUUUCUGUUUUUCCCUCAGGGGACAGGAGCGCUGUUUUCACACAGAUCGUCACUCAGCGGAGGGUCUUCCACGAGGGGGCGGCGCUCGAGGGGCGCGUCGCCCCCCAGGAGGGCGGACGGCUCCACGCAGCGCCCACGCGGAACGGGCCGUGCUGACUCGGAGUCUCCUGUCCCCGCGCACGUCCGGGCCCGCGCCGGGGACGUUCGAGGACCCUCGGAGCCCUGACGGUGCCUGCGCUUCAGCUCUUAGUACUCUCAGCGAUCUCCUGCUUGCUCUUCGCCUUCCGAGUGGCCAGCUCGGCAGCCACACUGCGAAAGGGAGACGGACUGUCACCCGGGCUUCAGAGCCGACGAAGCUGUGACUCGAGGAGUCACAAAGUGCCCCGGAUCAGCUCAUCCCCGCAGACACCUCUCGCACACGGUGGCGCCUCAGGAAGCCGCGCCCAGGCGGCAAGGUGCAAUCAGAGAGGACACGGCGGCGGCCACACACACGGCGACCCCGCGCCGGGCGCUCCCGGCCUCUCGGCGGGCGUGACAGGCGGGCUCGCUGCGAGCGAGGCUGCAGAGCGAGCACCCUAGGAGUUCCGCAGGCCGCAAAGUAAACGUGUUAAGAACUAGAACGACGCCGCCAGUCAACACCUCGCAGAUGAGGCGCGGCAAAACCCUCCGCCAGGCGUAGCUCCGGACCGCCAAGCCACUCCCGGCGUCCUUUGCGCCGCGCACGGGAACGCUGUGGCGCGCGGUGGCCUCUUCGGCCGCCGUCGGGCCUGAGUUACUAUGGAAACGCGGCUGCCUUCACCAUGUCGUUGCAGCAGGCCCCUCCGUCGCGGGUGUUCGUGGAGCUGGUACCCUGGGCUGAGCGGGGCCGGGAGGACAAUCUGGUCUCCGGCGGAGAGACGCAGCCUGGCCUCCGCCGCGCCCUGCCCUCAGCACAGGCCCAGACUGCGGCCCGCGAGGUGCACGUCAGCGGCGCCGCGGAGGUGUCGGCGGGCCCCGACCGGGCGCAGGUGGCGGUGCGAGUGAGCAGCGCCAAGGAGGCGGCGGCCGAGGCCAAGAAGAGCGUUGGCCGCCGCCUGGACUACAUCACUCAGAGCCUCCAGCAGCAGGGUGUGCAGGCAGAAAAUGUAACAGUGACAAAGGAUUUUAGAAGAGUGGAAAAUGCUUAUCACAUGGAAGCAGAGGUCUGCAUUACAUUUACUGAAUUUGGAAAAAUGCAAAAUAUUUGUAACUUUCUUGUUGAAAAGCUAGAUAGCUCUGUUGUCAUCAGCCCACCCCAGUUCUAUCACACUCCAGGUUCUCUUGAGAAUCUUAGACGGCAAGCCUGUCUCGUUGCUGUUGAAAAUGCAUGGCGCAAGGCUCAAGAAGUCUGUCACCUUGUUGGCCAAACUCUAGGAAAACCUUUAUUAAUCAAAGAAGAAGAAACCAAAGAAUGGGAAGGCCAAACAGACGACCACCAGUCAUCCAGCCUCUCAAGUGCAUCAUCUGUACAACAAAAAAUCAAGAGUGCAACGCUAUAUGCUGCUUCAAAAGUAUUUAUAACUUUUGAAGUAAAGGGCAAAGAAAAGACUAAAAAACAUCUCUAAAAUUCCAACCAAAAUAUAUUGUGUUUGUAUCUUUUUGUUUAUUUUUAUACUUUUUAUAAUGUUUGCUUUUGUCCUGAAUAUUUAUAUUGUGUAGUGUUAAAGUAUUUCUCCCCAAAAUCUGUCACUCCUUGAAUACAGUGCCCACAGAGUAGUUAUGUGACUUGGUAUUUUUAAAAACUUACUAUGGGAAAUACUCUUUGGAAAUAAAAGUGUUGUGUGUGCACACUUGUAAUACUGACAAUUCCUAUAGGGGCAUGUGUAAGUGAUUUUUACGUUUCUAACUACAGGAAGAAAUAUUGACACAGUUAUUAGCAUGAUUCUUAACAUUAAUAGAAAGAAUGAUGAGCAACACAUAACUUUGAUAAAAGGGUAGUGAGGUAUACUAGGAACAUAUUUUGAUGCCAGAAGGAAAGGCGGUAUAUGGAGCAGAGCCUCCUCACCAGGGCUCCUUCGCUUAUGCCAGCACUCUCCCGUACAGAUAGAAUGCGAGCCACGUGCAUAGCUAAAAUGCCCUCGUAGACACAUGUUAAAGUAAAGAGUAAAAAAUAAAAAAAGAUACAGUUGAAACUAAUUUUAAUUAUUUAAUGCAGUAUAUCCAAAAUAUCAUUUCAGCAUGUAAUACAUAUUUUUAAAGUAACUGUUGGAUAUUUUAUAUUUUUCUUUACUGUCUUCUAAAUCCAGUGUAUUUUUUUAUCUUACAGCACAUCUCAAUUCAGAUGCUAAAUUUUCAUCAGAAAUACUUGAUCUGUAUUUAAGUUUCCUCAUGUGUAGUUGAAAAAAUAGAUUCACACGCCCAGGUGUUUCCAAACAUGCUUAAAAGAUCUACUAACUUGAUCAAGUGUCAGUUUUUAAAUUAAAAUUUUAAAAUUCAGUUCCUUGAUUGCACUACCCGCAUUUCAAGUACUCGGAAGCCGGAAGUGGCUGACAGCUGCCAUGUGGGACAGCACAGGGUUACACACCGAGAUGACACUGAUCCUUACGGCUCUCUGAGAUGUGUCACUGCUGUUGGAUACACAUUAUCUACAGGUUACCAUAUGCCAGGUCUCUUACGCAGCAUAGGCUUUCCAUUCCUUACACACAAUAGGUCCUAGGGUUUUCCCUCUGAUAUAUACACGUCAUACCAAUAUUUCUUUUUUACGACAUACACCAGUAUGUGGCUUCCCUCCCCACUCACUUAAGUGGCACUGAAACAAUUGUAGCCGUCUAUUCUGUAGUGUCCUUGGCGGGGAGGGAGUGUGGAAGCUAAAAAGAAAAGUUUUAGAAUCCAGCACCGCUCUGUUCAAAUCCUUACUUCACUGCUAGAAUGUCAGCUCCUUUCGAAUGGAGAUUUUGUCUGCUUGGCUCAUGGCCGCGUCCUCAGACCCGGCACCCUGGCAGGGCCAGCACAGAGCAGGCUCUCCAGUAACUGCUGAGCGUGUCCACCAGCUGUGUAGACUCGGCCAGGCACUUUAACCUCUUUAAGCCUCUCUCCUCACCUAGGAAAUGAGGCUAAUAAUUCUUACUUUGCAGUGUUAUUACUAUAAGGAUUAAGUUGAGAAAUAUAAGACCACAGAAUACCGCCUAGCCCACAGCAGUCACUCAGUAAAUGGUGGCUAGUGUAUCAACUGCAUUCUUUGAUUACUGUCAGCCCAAUUAAAAGUCUUUUCCAAAUCCUCCAUUAAGAUGAAUUUUUAAAUAUAUUAAAAAUAGUUAUCAGAAAACGAGUUUGGUAUGUUGAAUUUUUCUUUCCAAAAAAGGUUAAAUUUUAUCUUAGCUUUUAUUUAUCCAGUUGGGUAGAAAAGUACAAUUGGGAUUGUACAUGAAGAAAAAAA
Molecule: messenger RNA, 4443 nt
Organism: Equus quagga
Lineage: Eukaryota; Metazoa; Chordata; Mammalia; Perissodactyla; Equidae
Gene: IRAK1BP1
Product: interleukin 1 receptor associated kinase 1 binding protein 1
Exons: 4
Coding region: 1850-2632 (260 amino acids)
Biological process (GO): canonical NF-kappaB signal transduction; immune response
Source: RefSeq, a predicted model, not a curated record